This is a messenger RNA of Carassius gibelio (silver crucian carp), 1546 nucleotides long. RefSeq names its product leukocyte receptor cluster member 1 homolog. NCBI's taxonomy places the organism in Eukaryota, Metazoa, Chordata, Actinopteri, Cypriniformes, Cyprinidae. The transcript has 4 exons. Bases 332 to 1180 code for a protein of 282 amino acids. The record is from RefSeq and is a predicted model, not a curated record.
CAAACAUUUUUACGUGUGACGUGAACACGCCACGGCAACUUCCGGUGUUUGCAACGCUCUCUUUCCGUACAGCUGAGUCGGUAUAUUUUUCUCGAAAGCUGUUAUUUUGUGUUUUUGUGAACAUUCAGAACGGAAAGUAACGGAUAUAAUUUACAUAGGGAUUCAGUGGCGAGUUUGAAUUUCGCUGCGUAAGUUAGUUUGUUGACGUGUCUGUUUUGAGCCAUGAACUAAGCUGUUGCCUCAUUUAUUGGACCUUGUUUGUGGUUUGACAAACUUUCUACGAGACUAAAACUGCAUUUGUCUGUUUCACUGUUCUCUUAAGUAUUACAUAAUGAACAUUUUGCCCAAAAAGAGCUGGCAUGUGCGCAAUAAAGACAACAUUGCGCGCGUGCGCCGCGACGAGGCUCAAGCUGCAGAGGAGCAGCGCGAGAUUCAGCGGCGAGUGGAACGCGCAGAGCAAGAGGCUCGAACUGAGUAUUUGAGAAAGAAAGCUCAAGCAGCCCUUCAGCAGACAGGAAAAUGGACGGAGGAUGGAGAGACAGCAGAGACAAGCCGAGGAGCCCGAGAGAUUGAACACUUAAAUCUGUUUCCUCUAGAGGACUCAUCUGAAAAGAAAGGAAAUGCAGAAUAUCUCAAAGAGAAGAAGGAAGAGAAGGAGAAACAGGAGCGUGCUAUCGGUCUUUUAGUGUCUUUAGGUCCCGCUCCUGGAACAGAAGUAACUCCCUGGUACCUGAAAGGUGGAAAAGAAAAAGAAGACGAUAGAGACAAGAAAGAGAAAGAGAAAGAGAAAGGCAAAAACAAGCCAAGAACCAUAACUGAGGAGGAGAAAGAAAAGAAAGACAGAAAGCUGAAAGACAGUUUGGAUCCUCUUAAGGAAAUGAAGAAAGCACUGGCAGUGAAGGACGGGAAGGAGAAAAAGCAUAAGAAGGAGAAGAAAAACAGAGGAGAGAAGAGGAGUGGAGAGAGUUCAGUUGAGAGGUUACGGGCUGAACGGCUGCAGCGAGAAGCGGAGGAGAGGAAAAGGACAAAGGCUUUACUGGAUCAGAGGAGCGGAGGCGGGAAAGAUAAAGAGCAUGAGCGAGUGAUGGGGGAUAGAGACAGACCAUAUAACAGCGCCUACUUUCCUGAAUUGGCACGGAAAAGGCAAAGGAGAGACAGAGAUCAGUAUGGCUUUUAUUAGCUUACAAUUCAAUUCAAUAAGUCUAGAAAUUGCAGAACUGUUUUGUGGUUAGACAAGAAAUUAGCCACGUGCAAAGUGUGAAGACCAUUUAAAAUGACUGAUUGCUACCUAAAAUGCCAUCGAUCUGGCCUCUGCAACCCUUUUAUUGGCAUCAGAUGACUUGUGGGAAAAUAUGGACAAACCAGAAAACCUCCUUUUUGUUUGUGCUUAUAAUGUAAUCUUAUGAUUUGUAGGGUCUGCAUCAGAGUUGUUUUCCUGAACAGUUCAGAUGUAUCAGCAUUACAGUGUGGACAAGCCAUUAUUGUGAGACUAAACAUUUUUCUUUGCUGGUGAUAUUGUAGUCCAUAAAAUAUUUUGUUCUUGUUA